Messenger RNA from Osmerus eperlanus (European smelt), 6536 nucleotides. It is a transcript of the gene cntn3a.2, whose product is annotated as contactin 3a, tandem duplicate 2. NCBI's taxonomy places the organism in Eukaryota, Metazoa, Chordata, Actinopteri, Osmeriformes, Osmeridae. The transcript has 23 exons. Gene Ontology annotation, molecular function: cell-cell adhesion mediator activity. Gene Ontology annotation, biological process: axon guidance; brain development; cell-cell adhesion. The coding region runs from base 545 to 3622 and encodes 1025 amino acids. Gene Ontology annotation, cellular component: plasma membrane; axon. The record is from RefSeq and is a predicted model, not a curated record.
AGGGUGGCGCAAUUCUCCAGCAGGUGCAUCAGCCUCUUCACAUCUUUUCUCUGUGCCUGCAUCGUCUUCGAUGCGCAUAGCAUACGUAAAUCUCCGCACAAAAUGCUCUGUUUUUCAAAUACAAUUCCUCUAAUUGUAGCGACUUGAGACACGAAAAAGACAAGCAUUGGUGGCAUAAUUACCCGGGAUUACAGAUGCAACUCUUCGGGAAAUUGCGUGGGGGUUGUUUUUGGAAAGGGGAAAGGGGAAAGAUGUGAGAUGCCGAUAUUGUGCCUUCAUUGCCUGCAAUUACAAACGAUUGGCCAGAGGUUCAGUUUCACCUGUAUGAACGAGCCCGUGUCGACUGGAAUCGGCAUAAAGGAGUUCCAUGGAGGGCCGCCUAUUUGUUCCAGCUGAAAGGACUGAAUUUGCUCACUGCUGGUCGGAAGAAAAUUCAAGAUAAGAUAGGGUUUGGCGGCAGCAAGGUCAAGCUCCUCACUUCCAGAGAAGAGUGUCAUUUCAGAGCUUAUUGGAUGAAAGUCUUAUUCGCCCUUGGCUGCCAAAGAUGACGUUACCAUGGAAACAGAUUCUACUGUUAUCAAUCAUUGACUGUGUGGCAGACUGCCUGGACAGUGGCUCCUUCCACGGGCCGAGGUGGAGGAUGGAGCCUGGAGACUUGUUCAUCCCCAUCGACUCCCUGGAGGAGGAGGCUACCCUGACGUGCGACGCAAGAGGGACCCCCCCUCCCCAGUACAGAUGGUCGUUGAACGGGACCCUCAUAAAUCUGGGACUGGGUAGCCGACGGCGGCUGUCUGGGGGCAACCUCAUUAUCCGGAGUCUGGAUCGGUACCAGGAUGCAGGGAUGUAUCAGUGUACAGCCUACAACACAGUGGGGUCUAUACUCAGCCGGAGAGCCAGCCUGCAGUUUGCCUACUUGGAUCAUUUUAAACCCCACACGAGAAGUGCCGUGUCGGUUCGAGAAGGACAAGGAGUUGUGCUACUGUGUGGAACUCCCACAUCCUCUGGAGACCUUAGCUAUGCCUGGGUCUUUAACGAGUACCCGUACUUCGUUCAACAAGACAGCCGACGUUUCGUGUCCCAGGAGACCGGGAACCUGUACAUCGCGAAGGUGGAGACGUCGGACGUUGGCAACUACACGUGCGUGGUGAUGAACAGCGUGACCAAGGGGAAGGUUCACAGCUCUCCCACUUCGCUAGUCCUCAGGACCGACGGAGUGAUGGGUGAAUACGAGCCCAAAAUAGAAGUUCAUUUUCCUGACAACGUACCGGCAGCGAAGGGAUCAGUGGUUACACUGGAGUGUUUUGCUCUUGGGAAUCCGGUCCCUGAGAUUACCUGGAAGAGAGCCAACGGUAUCCCUUUCCCCAGCAAGGUGAAGAUGAAGUACUCCAACGCGGUAUUGGAGAUACCCAGCUUCCAGCAAGAUGACACUGGUGGCUACGAGUGCGUAGCGGAAAACAAGAUGGGCAAGAACAUCGCUACAGGUCGCCUCGCUUUCCACGCCAAGCCCCAGUGGAUCCAGACCAUGAAGGACACAGCCAUGGCUAUUGAGGAGAGGCUGUACUGGGAGUGCAGAGCCAACGCCAAGCCCAAACCGUCCUACAGCUGGCUGAAGAACAACAAGAUUCUGGUCUCUGAGGACAGGAUCCAUGUUGACGAUGGCAUCUUGUCUGUGUCUGUGCUGACCCUGGCUGAUGCUGGGAUGUACCAGUGUAUGGCAGAGAAUAAAUAUGGUGUGAUAUAUUUCAGCGCUGAGCUCAUGGUUUUGGCCUCUCCUCCAGACUUCACAGGGAGCCUCCUCAGAGCACUGCUGAAGGCCAAGGCAGGCAGCACCGUGAGUCUGGAGUGUAAGCCCCAGGCCUACCCCACCGCCAGCAUUGUGUGGAAGAAGGGAAACCUGCCCAUCCACACCAGUGACAGGGUCACUCUGUCACCAGACGGAACCCUCAGACUCUCCAACGUCACCAAGUCGGACGCAGGGAGCUACACGUGCUUUGCCAGGAACCGAUUUGGAACCUCCAGCACCACCGGCAGACUCCUGGUGACUGACCCCACCCGGAUCACCCAGGGUCCUGUGGACAUGGACAUCAUGGUGGGAGAGAGUCUGGUGCUUCCCUGUCAAGUGGCCAGCGACCCCGUCCUCGACGUCACCUUUUCCUGGGCCUUCAACGGGCAGCUGAUCGCCAAAGGAGACCACCACUUUGAGCUGGUGGGAGGGAGACUGUCUGGAGAUCUGAUGGUGAGGAACAUUCAGCUUAUCCACGCCGGCAAGUACAUCUGUGUGGUCGACACAGACGUUGAGAGCCUGUCAGCGGUGGCCAUAUUGAUUGUGAAAGGGCCCCCAGGCCCCCCAGACACAGUGACUGUGGAGGAGGUGACAGACAGCACAGCACAGCUCUCCUGGAGCACUGGCCGAGACAACGGCAGCCCCAUCACCACCUACCUCAUCCAGGCGAGGACACCUUUCACUGUGGGCUGGCAGAGAGUCAACACAGUCCCUGAGGUGAUAGAGGGGAGCACCAGGACAGCCACAGUGGUGGAUCUGAACGCCUGGGUGGAGUAUGAGUUCAGGGUGCUGGCCAGGAACAGUGUUGGGGUUGGAGAACCCAGCCCUUCAUCUCUGAAGACAAGGACAGAGGAUGCAGUUCCUGACUCCGCACCUGCCGACGUUGGGGGGGGGGGCGGCAGUCGAUCAGAGCUGGUCGUCACCUGGGAGCCCGUCCCCGAAGAAUUUCAGAACGGUGAGAGCUUCGGUUACAUCAUCGCCUUCCGGGCCUUUGGCGAGGUCGUGUGGACGCACGUGGCGACCUCGGCGCCGGGAGCAUCACGUUACGUUCACCGCAACGACAGCAUAGUGCCGUUCUCCCCGUUCCACGUGAAGGUGGGGGCCUACAACAGCAAGGGCCAGGGGCCCUUCAGUCCAGUGGUCACCAUCUACUCUGCAGAGGAAGAGCCCAGUUUGGUGCCGGGGGGAGUAGGGGCCCAGAGUGUCUCUGCCUCUGAAAUAGAAGUGACCUGGCAGAGUCUCUCCUUCGCCACUGAAAGAGUUCUGGGCUACGAGGUAGUGUACUGGGAAGACGACACCAAACCAGAGACCAUGGGCAAAGUGAGGGUGCCUAGCAACCAGACCACAGCGACCGUGGGUGGCCUGACAGGAAACAGUCAGUAUUUUCUCACCGUCAGCGCGUUCAACACCGCUGGCACUGGCCCCUUCCUCCCUGCCAUCAACGCCACCACAAAGAAACCACCACCAGGGCAACCGCCGCUGAACGUGGAAUGGACUCUGAUUGGCUCUCUGCUCAUUCUACACUGGGAUGCUGUGGUGACUAUGGAAACGGAGUCGGAAGCUACUGGCUACAAAGUUUCCUACAGGCGUCUGAAACACCGGGAGGUGAGCUCCCUCACCACCACCAACUCCACAGCGGAGCUGACCCUUCCUGACGAUGAUGACUACAUCGUCCAUAUCAGGGCGCUCAGCGAGGGAGGGCUGGGCCCUUCCACCGAUGCCAUCCAGAUACACAAGCUGAGUAUGAGCGCUCGAGGCUCGCGAGGCUGGAGUUUGAACAGAGCACCUCUCUCUCUGCUCCUCGCCAUCGCAUUAUCAACAUGCAGGUCCACGUCAUGACGGAAUGACUACCGAGUUUCUGUUCCUCAGUUUAGAUGCACUGGCCAUCUAAUCCAAACCCGGGCCAAAACAUCCAUGUUUAUUUUCUCUCUGCCGUUAGCGGUACAAUCCCUUCCAUUCUGGAGGCAACACAAGAAAAGCAUUUAUUUCAUACGUUUUAGCGGACUAAGAAUUUAGGUUGGGGCACACGCACACGGAACGAUACAGCACAAGUAAGACAAGUGUUGUGAAGGUUUAUGACGAAACUAAAUCUCAAGGCUGCGUCUAAACACUUUAGUAUAUGACUGUCCCAGAAAGUCACAAAUGCCUUACUUCCAUUCAUGUGCCAAACUAGUUUGAGCCCCCUUGUCAUUACGUAAAUGCUAAGCUAGCUCGACCAUACUGUCGUCGGUGUCUUCAGUUCUGCAGUCAUAAUGCAAUGAGAGAUUUUACAUUAUUUCACAUGAUGCCCAUUUGUUAUGUUAUACGAAUGAUUUGUGCGUGUUUAGUUUUUUUUAAUUUACUUAACUCAGUCAGCUAUGGUUGUCCACCCAAUGUCAAUGUGCCUGAGCCUUUGGGGAUGCAUAUGAGGUUGUUGUAAGGAAAAUGACUCCACUGGAUGUACAGUUAGAGGAAUGCUGCGUCUUGUUACUGCCGCCCAUACAGGUCAUAAUUGUUGUAUAAUUACGAACUGUCAAAAGAUUCCAGAGGCGCCCUGUGUAAGAGGCUCAGAUGAGGCUGAGUGCCAGCCAUCUUCCUUUUUGUCAUUCUGCUGUUGCGCUACAGAGCUGAAUGUACCCCCGAGGCUAGAACCACCUUAGCGAGCCACGCAAAUCAGAAAAAACUGGUCUGACUCCAGAUGGAUGGAUUUGAUUCAGGCUGUAUAGAGCAUUUCACCACCUACUGUUGUAUUAAGGCUGUAAGGACGCAAGCGAACCGUCUGAUAGUGUUGUCUCCACCCCACCAGUGUGUGUGUGAGGCGCCCAUCUGUGUCACACAGACGUUCUUCUGUGCCAGAGUGCUCAGUGAACAUCAACCAGAGCAGGGAGGAGGAGAGGUGAAAAGCUUGCAGUCGUGCCAGUCUCACAACGGCAUUCAGCCUGCCAGUUGGUUUUUUUCUUCUUUUCUUUCUUCUUCAGCCAGGUAAUUCCCCCAACCCACAGUGUAAAUUGGUCCCAGAUUCAAUCAUCCUUUUCUACACUAUUGUUUUUCUUUUUUUCCUUCAUCUCGUGCCUCACUUGUGUGUUCCAACAAAGCCUCAAUGCUCAGGUUUUCAAGUUCUCCUUCGAUGGUCUCACGAUAGAGAGAAGAUAUACUACAACUAUGGCAGUACACGAUCCGGCGGUCUUGUUCAUGCCCCCGAAUUGACAAAUGGGAAAUCUGAAAUGUGCCAUGAUUUAGCAGUCAUUACAACAUCUUAAUAAAUGAGAGUGUAGCCUGGGGGAGUCUAGGGGUGAGAUACAAGAGUUGUGGUUCUAAUGACAGCGACCGAAGACAGAUCUAUCAGGGUCUAGGUGGAGCUAAUUUAGGAUGUUUCCAAAAGGAUGGGAAAAGGGAGAUUUGUAGUUUGUGUGUGUGUGUGUUACUUCCUAAUGGCGGCGUACUAACUUACCCUAGUGUGUCAUAGUGGACUGUCUCUUUGAGAACCAUUCAGCUAUUUUGAAGAAAAAAAGAAGAAAACCAUUUAUUGUACCCGUCAUGGUUCAAGGCUUCGGAUGCCAGAAGCGUUGGGGACGUUAUUGUAUUUAUUUUGAAAUAGAAUAAUAACAACUUCAGGUCACCUCGCAAGGGCGGGGUCCUGCUCCAACUCAGGCAUGGUUCAAAACAGCAUUUAUUUUCUUUCAAAUUCAGUAGGUGCACUUGAUUUGUAUGGCCCUGGGACUUUUCAUCAGUUUGGGGGAAAACGCUUCAGUUGUAUACAUGAGUUCUAAAAACCAAGCAGUUGCAGAGAGCUUUGUUGGGAUAAAGUUUGAGUUACAGCCCCAGUGAUGACAGCAGUAUUGGUAGAAAUGCGCUUUUUGUUAAUAUGCUUGUUAACGUGGCUUUUUGUGUGAUUUCAUCUGUACCAACACAUCCUCUUAACAUAGAAUGUCAUUGAAAACCAACAAAUGUUUACAAAGAGAAAUCUCUAGAACUAAGUUUUAAAAUGAUCUGUUUCUAAAGAUACGCAGACAAUGAAUUUUGUGUUGUUUUUUUAUGCAGAAAGUUCAUCUCCAUCAUUGUUUUGUAACGUAUUAGUAUCAGUACUGUGGAGAUGUUCAGUUUGGGAUUCUUUAAUGUUUAAUUAUAGGUCAUGUAUUAGUUGGUUUUGACACUUCUGUACAAAGGCCAAGUGUUGCUUUGGAUAAAUUGGAGAACAAAAGUCAUGUUUUAUUCAAAAGAUGAUUUAAAAUUGGUCACUGUUACCUGUGAUUUAUAAUUUACUAGGACACGGACCCAAUGUUUUCAAUGCGAGUCAAAACCAUGACAGAAGCAGAUUUGAUUGGAUCACAAUAUGUAUUGUUAAUGGAAUCCUCAGUCAACCAUUGAAAUCAAAGGAUACACUCUCAGAAGCUGCCACUAUGGCUGUCAAAGAAGCAUAUUUGAUAUACAGUAUCUUCAAAUAUAUAUCAUAAGUCAACCAAUUUUGUUGAGAACUUGGCUAAGUGCAUUAUUAAACAAACGAUUCAAAGGCCGACUGAGAUAAUAGACAUGCUGUAAAUGUGAUCAUUUUACAAAACAAGGUUUCAACUGUCAGAUGACUUAAUGUUUGACUUCAGUAUUAAAACUGAUCUCCAUGAGAUUGUAUCAAGAGUUUUCACGUUGAAAAGACAUUGGCGGAUCUUGUAUACUGAAGCUGUGCAUGUACAAUAUUGUUUGGUGUAUUUGUGUUUUCUAAAUCUGAAAGGUAAUAAAAUUAUUCACUGAGGAUAUUUUUUUCUCUUUGAUGUUUGGA